Messenger RNA from Cheilinus undulatus (humphead wrasse), 1569 nucleotides. RefSeq names its product transmembrane protein 60-like. Lineage: Eukaryota; Metazoa; Chordata; Actinopteri; Labriformes; Labridae. Bases 190 to 591 code for a protein of 133 amino acids. The record is from RefSeq and is a predicted model, not a curated record. The transcript is spliced from 3 exons.
UAACGGACCAGAAUUUCCUCUAUCUGUUUGUUAUCGUUGAGGGGCACGCCUGCUAAUAAUUAUAUGAAAUAUCACUGCUAAAUUUCAGUGUGUGCGUAAGAAGAGACGACAAUGCUGCACACGAGUGUAGAAACACACUGAGUGUGUAUUUGUCUGUUUUUCACGUCUGAGCGGUCUCUAGUCACUGAGAUGUCCCUGGCACAGAGGGUUUUGUUGACCUGGGUCUUCACCCUGGUCUUCCUCAUCAUGCUGGUACUCAAACUGGACGGGAAGGUGCAGUGGAACUGGUUCCUCAUCUUCCUCCCCGUCUGGGUCUUUGACGGCAUCCUCAUCCUCAUGCUGGCCAUCAAGAUGGCCGGCCGCUGCAAGCCUGGGUACGACCCUCGCAAUGGCUCUCCAGACCUGCGCCUGCGUGCCUGGUACCUGACAGCCAUGCUGCUCAAGCUGGGCUUCUGCCUGACACUGUGCGCCAAGCUGGAGAAGCUGGCGGAUGUAAAGCUGACAUUUGUGUGCAUACCUUUGUGGACCAUGUUGCUGGGGGCGCUGGUAGAGCUGGGGUUGAACAUCUUUCCUGAAAGAAGGGAAGCAUAAAAGGGAUUCAAGAAUUUAUUGAGGAAAGAUACGUCGCACUAUUUCUUCUUGAAAACUUGAGCUUUUGUUUUCCAGAAAGGACUGACACUGACAAAGGAGUCAAAUGAUCAUCUCAGACAUUUGUGUAAAAAUACUCAUAAGGUAAUCUGAUUUUCCAAAUGGCUAGAAAAGAUGGCACCGUGUACAUAAAAUGUACAAGAAUACUGUGAAUUCUACACUGGAGAAAAAAUUUAAUAUCCUCUGCUUUUCUUUUUAACUUUAGAUAUUCAGUAUUGUUUUACUGAGUUUAUUUCCACUGUAAAUAAGCUAGCAGAAGAAGAACUGGCACAUUCUGCUGCAUUACUUUAUCUACCCUUUAUUAGUUCUAAAAUAACAACGGUGGAAAUUCUCCACGUUUUUGGACAUCACACUGCUGUUUUAACACGCAAAGUCUUCUCAUUUUCAUUCCUUGACUGUGGAGAAACGAUGGCAGACUAUUAUUUCACAAGCUAGAAUUUAACUUUUACAAACAGUGUGGAUUUUCUCCUGACAAAUAAGGACAAAAACUAAAGAUAAUCUUAAAAACUUGCUGGUGACACAAAAGCAUUUUCAAACAACUUGUGAUGCUCAUAUUUUCCUCCACAGACUUCCUCCUCUGCUUCAUACAAAGUUUCUUUUGUACCACGUAGCUCAUCAUGUGCCCUGUGUUAGCUGAUAUUAGGUACAAAGGUCUAAGGUUGAUGGGAAACAAAACCUGGCAUGCUUGUUGAUCAAGGUGAGAAACAGGCAGGGAAGUAUGGGAAGCUAUGAAGGUGUACCUUGAGCCUAUUAGAAUGUUUUCUACCUGCACAUUUUAUGGUUUGAUAUUUCCUGUUCAUGGUACUGCUGACACUGAGAAAUUUGUUUUGUGCCAUUUAAUUGUAAUAAGUAUUUAAUCUGCAUUAUUUUGCACUGUGUUGUAAAUGAGUGGGCUAUUUGAGGUCAAAAGUGUUUGAUAUU